Messenger RNA from Tilletiaria anomala UBC 951, 2261 nucleotides. RefSeq lists its product as uncharacterized. Bases 232 to 2187 code for a protein of 651 amino acids. The record is from RefSeq and is a predicted model, not a curated record. Gene Ontology annotation, molecular function: phosphomethylpyrimidine kinase activity; hydroxymethylpyrimidine kinase activity. Gene Ontology annotation, cellular component: cytosol. The transcript has 3 exons. Gene Ontology annotation, biological process: thiamine biosynthetic process. Lineage: Eukaryota; Fungi; Basidiomycota; Exobasidiomycetes; Georgefischeriales; Tilletiariaceae.
GCGCGGAGAGCACAUCAAAUGGCCAGGAACGCGGCGAACGGCGUUGUAUCCGUUUGAGUGCAUCGUACGUCGUCAAAGUUGCAGAUGAUGGACAGAGUGUCACCGUUGGCCCCACUCAGAUUGUACGACAAAGUAAUAGCCAGGGGCAUCUGAUGCAACAGCGAUUUGCGGGGGAAUGGCAAAAGAGCGAAGGGUCGAUCAGGAAGCUCAUCACAGCGCUAGCUGAUCAACAUGUCGCAGUCGCAUUCACAGUCGCAACCGCAACCUCAAUCGCGGCCUGCGAGAAAGCUCUUCUCCUCCGCUCCACCGCGCAUAUGCACCAUCGCAGGUUCUGACAGCGGCGGCGGUGCAGGCAUACAGGCCGAUCUUAAGACCAUCCUCUCGCUCGGGGGUUAUGGUUUGUCGGCCAUCACCGCACUGACGGCGCAGAAUACGACGGGCGUCAAAGGGGUUCACAGCGUGCCGGCCGAAUUCGUCCAACAACAGCUUGCGGCAUUGCAGGAUGACAUUGCUAUCGACGCAUUCAAGGUCGGUAUGCUCGCCAACGAUAACGUCGUCCAGACCGUAGCCGCCUUUCUGCGAGCGACUCGUCAAGGAACUUCAGACGUAAGGAAUGUAUCACCACCACCUCCAAUCGUGGUCGACCCUGUCAUGGUCUCCACCUCGGGUUCUCUACUGCUGGAAGAGCAAGCGAUCGAGCAUCUCAUACAGCAUGUCCUUCCGCUCUGCCACCUGCUCACGCCCAACAUUCCUGAGGCAGAAUCGAUCCUACGGGUCGCAUAUGGCGGCAGGUCAAAGUACACCACAUCUCCUUCCUCCUCUUCCAGCAGCUUGGGCAACAAUGUCCAGUCACUACCCGAUCUGAUGCGUGCCGCGCAUGAGAUCUGCCAGCUAGGUCCCGAGGCGGUGCUGGUCAAGGGAGGCCAUCUCGAACUCGAUCGCAACAUUGUCGAACACGCUCUGCAACAGCUCGUGCCGAAUAAUACCUCGGCACCUUACAGCAGCGUGGACAGAGCCGCAUCGGAGUUCCCCGAGACUGUCGGCUGCGACAUCAUCGAGAGCUCAGAUGGAGAAGUCGCUAUUAUCCGCAUGGACUGUCGCCCCUGGUCUGCCGUGCUGGCAAGUCGAGCAGAACAGCAACAGCAGAAGGGCUCGCAAGUCGUUGUCGAUGUCCUGUACGAACGCGGCAGCCCUUCGCGUCCGAGAGGCCGUUUCACCGUUUUCUUCAAGCCGCGCCUCAACUCAUCUGCCACGCACGGGACCGGCUGCACGCUCUCCUCUGCCAUCGCCACAUACCUCUCAGGAGGAUGCUCGACGCGCGAAGCGACCGCGCUUGGCAUCGAGUACGUGCAAGCUUCGAUUGCGCGAGGGAUAGCAGACCUGGGCAGGGGCCCCGGUCCGCUUAACCAUGCCUCAUUGAUCUUUCCACGUGCGAUCGGAAGUCCCUGCGCCGACGCUGCCGCUGCGCCGGGCGAGCACAUGCCGCUCGUGCGCUCGUUGAUCGGCCACUGUCUCGACGAGUGGGAGCGUUUCGUCCGGCACCCAUUCGUCGAAGCGAUCGCGAAUGCGACCUUGCCAGACGAGAGCUUUGUCUUCUUCCUCGAGCAGGACUACCUCUUCCUGCGGCAGUAUGCCAACGUGUGGGCCAUGGCCGCGGCAAAGGCGACGUCGUUUGAGGAUAUUCGCCGCUUCUCCAACUUGUCGCUCGCCAUGGCCGACGAGUCAGAGCUGCACGUCAAGUUGUGUGCACAGUGGGGCAUCAUACGCGAGACGCUGCUUCAAAAAGGUCGCUCAGCCAUCGCCGAGAGCGCUGCGACGCUUGCGUACACGCGCUUUGCAGUCGAUGUCGCCGAGCGUAUGGGUACGCUCGAGAUCCUCGUAGCCACUCUGCCAUGCAUGCUCGGCUAUGCCGAAAUAGGGUGCUAUCUCGGACAGAAAGUUGGUGCUAUCCGGCGUGCCGAUCACAAACAGAAGGAGUGGAUCGACGCGUACGCUAGCAAUGAAUUUCGCCGGACGGCCCUGUCCAUAGUGGAUCACCUGGAGAAGCUUGCAGACGAAGGGGCGAUUAUGCCUGCACGCCUUAAGCAGCUGCAGCACCUUUUCGCAGCCGCCGUUCGCCUCGAACAAGACAUGUGGACCGAGGCCAUGAACGCACAGACACGUAGACGCAUUCUAGAAGCCGCAUAGCAUACCAUUCAAUACCUUGUUUUCGGGCAGGAAUUCGUGCACCAAUAUAUUUUACUGAGCAUCUUACGGGGCAG